GAGAGGAGCCGCGCGCCCCGCGGCCGCCUGCUGUGGGCGCGGACCGCCAGCCCCAGCCCACGGCCAGGGUGCAGCCACACGGGGCGCUCGUGUCCCGACGGCGGCUUCAGGCCCGCGGCGCUCUGCGGCCGACACGCCUCCACCAGCAGCGCCCUCCUGCCCCCACCCCCGCCGCCGCUCCUCGGGAGCCCCGGCCGGUCCGAGCACGGACGGUCCGCUCUCGUCACCCCGCCGGGGCUGCGCCGACCCCUUUCCGGGCCAGGACGAGAACCCAAGGGCACCAUGUGCGCCUCAAGGCUUUAUACGCUGGUCCUGGUGCUGCAGCCGCAGCAAGUCCUCCUGGGCAUGAAGAAACGCGGCUUCGGGGCCGGCCGGUGGAACGGCUUCGGGGGCAAAGUUCACGAAGGAGAGACCAUCGAGGAUGGGGCCAAGAGGGAGCUGCAGGAAGAGAGCGGUCUGACCGUGGACGCGCUGCACAAGGUGGGCCAGAUCACGUUUGAGUUCGUGGGUGACCCCAAGCUGAUGGACGUGCACGUCUUCUGCACAGACAGGGUCCAGGGCACGCCCGUGGAGAGUGACGAGAUGCGCCCGCAGUGGUUCCAACUGGACCAGAUCCCCUUCGGGGACAUGUGGCCAGACGACAGUUACUGGUUCCCGCUGCUGCUUCAGAGGAAGAAGUUCCGUGGCUACUUCAGGUUCCAGGGGCAGGACACCAUCCUGGACUACACGCUCCACGAGGUGGACGCCGUCUAGGGCAGAGCCAGCUCGCCCCUCAGACCCCGAGACCCCGGCCCGGCCGUGCCCUGGCCUCAGGCCCCCCGCCCCUGGGGCCUCGUCUGUCUGGAGCACAACUGGAUGGAAAAGCAAAUAAAGUUUUUUCGACAAUUCCC
Molecule: messenger RNA, 890 nt
Organism: Bubalus bubalis (water buffalo)
Lineage: Eukaryota; Metazoa; Chordata; Mammalia; Artiodactyla; Bovidae
Gene: NUDT1
Product: nudix hydrolase 1
Exons: 4
Coding region: 283-753 (156 amino acids)
Biological process (GO): DNA protection
Molecular function (GO): 8-oxo-7,8-dihydroguanosine triphosphate pyrophosphatase activity
Source: RefSeq, a predicted model, not a curated record